AUGUCCGCCACAGCUGGCAACUGCUUCUCAGAUCAGUCAUGGGAUCCGCAACCUAUGCCAGCUAAACCGUAUCCGCCCGGAAAGACAUGUCCUGACAGACCACCAGACGGCGAGCUUUGGGCGUGUGAAGACCCCAAUAUCGACUUUCCCACGGUUGAAUGUCUAAUCGCCGACAUGAAAACCUGUGGAAUCAUUACGAACGGCCAUCCCACUAUCCUCUUUUCGUUCGGCGUGAGCAAUGGAAAUAUCAAGAAACUUCGUGAUCAGUACAACCCUCUGGGAAAUGUAUAUAACGAGAUGCCGGACAACGCCUACUGGGGAAAUGUGAUGAUGGGAAGCCGGGGGAAGACUUUUCAGCUGGGUAUAAAUGAAAGGGGAGACGUCUACAUUGCGCGUUCUGCGGAGGCGAUUGGCGCGGCUGCUAGCGGUGACAUCCUUGUUUAUGUCGGGGAGAAGAACGGUUAUGGCGGACUGGGUGCUUUUCAGCAGGAUAAUCCUGAGAAAAGAAGACCCGACAAUGGUCCCAACAUCUUUCGCACUUAUGAGCUUCCAGCCGUGCAACACAACGGCUCAGUAACGCGUAUCAUCAGCGUUGACAUCUCCAACAACGCCCAGCAUACCGUGGACUGGGAAAAUGGACAGUCGGCACCAGGUCUGAACAACCCUCUCCUGCCGCCGGGAUUGGCGAAUGAUAUACCAGUCCCACCCGUGCCACGAUUCGUCUUCGAGAGGCGAGCUGUCGAUUCAUCCCGCGACGUUGCACCAGCUGGAAUUGCGGAAGGCACAUCGUGGGAUGGUGGCUGA
Molecule: messenger RNA, 804 nt
Organism: Rhinocladiella mackenziei CBS 650.93
Lineage: Eukaryota; Fungi; Ascomycota; Eurotiomycetes; Chaetothyriales; Herpotrichiellaceae
Exons: 1
Coding region: 1-804 (267 amino acids)
Source: RefSeq, a predicted model, not a curated record